Musca domestica (house fly) is the source of this 2769-nucleotide messenger RNA. RefSeq lists its product as uncharacterized. The transcript has 3 exons. The coding region runs from base 98 to 2566 and encodes 822 amino acids. Lineage: Eukaryota; Metazoa; Arthropoda; Insecta; Diptera; Muscidae. The record is from RefSeq and is a predicted model, not a curated record.
UGUCUAUAGUUCUAAUAGUCCCCCCCAGUGAACGGUUCCAUUGAAUUGUUAUUGUUUAUUUCAAAAUUAAAAUAAAUCUAUUUCGAAUAAAAUAACAAUGAAUGAUAACGACUAUGAAAUGUACGACAUAUCAUCACAAACAUCGUGUUCCAAAAAUGAAGAAGAUGACCCUACAGAAGAGGUGGAGGAUGAGAUUGAUACCUUACUGUGGUCAAUUGAUGAUGAUACGAUGUUUUAUGCUAAAGGACUAAAAAAUCACAGUGCUGGAAAGGGGAAAUCGGUUUUUGUUACCUGGAAUGAAAAUUACUUGAUGAAUUUUGUUUUUAAAACUUCAAGCAAAACAAAGAGAACCACUCUUACUAAAGUUCGCCUAACCAUGCCCAUGUGUCCUGGCGAGUCAGAGAGAGAAGAAAUACUUGAUAUGCUCAUAUUAGAGAUGAACACCUUACUACUGAUGCAAAGUGGUAGGGUAUAUUAUUUUAGUUCUGUCAAAUCAAUACACUGUGUUCCUUGGCUAAUAGAUGUACGCUGCAUUUGUAGCUGUCCCAAUGCACAAUUUAGCAUUAUAAGGCUUAAAUGUGGCCAGGACGGACAAUCUAACAAACAGUUGUUAUUGGAAGUAUAUCAAGAUAUACCACAAUUGGGAAAAUGUCCUACUGCUAAACAUGCACUUCGCCGAAGUUAUGAUAUUACAUUUGAUAUAGAAAAUGUAUUUAAUUGUAAUUGGACAUGCGAUCGUUACAUUUUGCUUUCAUUAAUAGCCAAUGAGGAUAAUAUUGAGUUUUUAAGACAGAUCGUAUCAAUUGGAAAUAUAAUACGUACCGCCGAAGAACAGGCAACAUUAGACCCAAAUCAAGAAAUUCACAUAUUUACGGUUUCAGGAAAUCUCUUUGCUUUACUUGGAGAUUUUUAUGUGGAAAAUGGGGAACCCAAUGAAGAUGGUUGCCAAGAAUAUGCCAUACAUCUGCUUAAUACAUAUGCCGCAACAAUAGAAAGUAUACAAAUUGAUUGUAGGAAAAAUUUGCUAAUAGUGUUACUGGAAUCUGGUCAUAUGGAUAUAUGGUAUAAAAGUCAAGAUAUGUUUGGUUCAAUACACCAUUUGAAACAUCAAAUUUCUAAUUUCACACAUUUUGAUUACAAUUCAUCUGAAAAUACGUUUUAUAUUACAAAGCCUGACGAAGUAACACAAUUAAGUUUGAUAAUCUCCAAGGAAUUGCGCGAAGACGAAUUGGGAGAAACAAAAGAAUGUGCCAUUAAAGAAGUCCACAAAGCGAUAAGUGGCAUGGUUGCCUGUACAUGGGUGGAAAGUUUAAAACAAUUGAUCUGCUUGAGCAUUAACAACAUUUUCUAUAGAUUAUGUUUUGAUACGUCCAGCAAGGAGAUUUCUGCAAUGGAGACUACUGAGGGCUAUGAAAAUUUUAAUAGCCUAUAUUCAUUGACAAAUAAAAAAAUGAAAUUACUUUUGAGCAGGUCUCAAAUUGUUAAUAAUUUAAUGGAGUUACCAAAGCAACUGCAUGAAUCUGUUGACUUGGAAUGGCAAAAGCAACAAGUUUUAGCAAUGGGUUCUAAAAACAUCUGGAAUAAGAUGUUCAAAUGUUACAUUGAAUAUCACCUUAUGGAGUCUACUAUUAAAAGUCUAAAUAUGAAAGAAAAUAUAUUCAUAAGAACAACAUUCGACCGUGAUAUAGAGGAAAAUUAUAGUCAUAAUAUGUAUUCGGUGUUGCAGUUUAACGCAACCGCUACAACACACAGAGAUAAACUAUUCUUAACAAUAAUGCAAGCCACAACAUGGCAAUUACAAUUAAGAUCUCAAGGUGAAACUUUGUUAAUGCACAUUCCAUCGGAACUGUUAAGUAAACAGUUUUAUAUAAUUGUAAAAUUUUCCACAAAAAAUAGAACUAUCUUACCAGAUUUUUCUCUACAUAUAUUGGCUUUUGUAAAACACUGCUCAACAUAUAUUUGCGUACGAAGUGAAAUAAGUUGUUUAAAGACUGAGCUAACAUACCGUAACUUAUUUUCUCUUAGCAAACAAAUAAAUAUUUAUCGAAGUUCAAAAUUAAACAUUGAUUAUAUAAUGCAAAAGUUCCGUCAAAAGAAACCGCCACCAUUAAGUUCCUCUCUGCUGCGAUACUCUUUUAAAAAUCUUAACAUACAGGAUAUUUUAACAUUAUUUGAUAUAAGUGAUAAAAAGUACCAAAAUGCGGAGUACAUAACAGUAUACUAUUUACAAGAGCAUGCCGUUGAGAUUAAAUACGAUGCAAAACUGCAAAAACUGGAAAUAUCAACCGAGAAUCCCGAAGCUAUUUUUUACUUAAAAACGAUCCUAAUGUGGAAGUUGAAAUCAUUGGAAAGAAUCGAUUUGACAAAUUCGAAGAGCAACCAUUUACAAAAAAUAUUGCAAUGUCAAUCGGAAAUUGAAUGUUUAUAUGGCUCCUUGACAUCUAUCAUGGAAAACGAUGAUGGUGGUGGGGGCGGCCAUUGCUUACCAGCUGCAUCACUUCAUAUAGAAAAUUUAAUAAAAAUGUACUUAAAAAUACGCAAUGAAUUUGAUACAACAUUUAGCUGAUAUUUUAAUUUACAUACAUAUUUUUAUGUAAAUUAAAAGUUCCACUCCUUUUAAGAAUCAUAUCACACUAUUAAAUCUGUAUCAGAUUGAUAAAGAAUAAAAUUUUUAGAUUUGAAAUGAUUGUACAUUUUAUAUAAAUAUAAAGUCAAGUAAUUAUAUUAAGAUUUAAAGAUGUUAAUAAAACAAUUAUUUUUAUUUGAAAC